Messenger RNA from Eurypyga helias (sunbittern), 1120 nucleotides. RefSeq names its product 1,25-dihydroxyvitamin D(3) 24-hydroxylase, mitochondrial. Bases 77 to 1120 code for a protein of 347 amino acids. The transcript is spliced from 9 exons. Gene Ontology annotation, biological process: glucocorticoid biosynthetic process; cholesterol metabolic process; C21-steroid hormone biosynthetic process. Gene Ontology annotation, molecular function: heme binding; oxidoreductase activity, acting on paired donors, with incorporation or reduction of molecular oxygen; iron ion binding. The record is from RefSeq and is a predicted model, not a curated record. Lineage: Eukaryota; Metazoa; Chordata; Aves; Eurypygiformes; Eurypygidae. Gene Ontology annotation, cellular component: mitochondrial inner membrane.
AACCUCGCUGUUGUUAAUUCAAUCUAGGGAAGGCAGCGACUGGCAGAGGGUAAGAAGUGCCUUUCAGAAGAAAUUAAUGAAACCCAGGGAAGUUGCGAAACUGGAUACCACGAUCAACGAGGUCCUGGAGGACUUCAUGCACAGAAUAGAUGAUGCUUGUAACCACAAGGGACAAAUAGAAGAUGUCUAUUCAGAAUUCAACAAAUGGUCAUUUGAAAGUAUCUGUCUGGUGCUGUAUGGAAAGAGGUUUGGUCUCCUACAGCAGGACAUAGAAGAAGAAAGUCUGAACUUCAUCAAGGCUGUAAAAACGAUGAUGGCUACUUUUGGAAUGAUGAUGGUGACCCCCGUGGAACUUCACAAGGGUCUGAACACAAAAGUCUGGCAAGCUCAUACUAAAGCAUGGGAUGAUAUAUUUAAAACAGCCAAACACUCAAUUGACUGUCGACUGGAAAAGUACUCUGCAAACCCUCAGGAGGACUUCCUGUGUGACAUCUAUUCUGGAGGACAACUUUCCAUGAAGGAGCUGUACGCUGCCAUCGCAGAGCUCCAGAUUGCCGGAGUUGAAACGACGGCCAAUAGUUUACUGUGGGCUUUGUAUAACAUUUCACGCAAUCCACAUGUCCAGCAGAAGCUUUUCCAGGAAAUACAGAGUGUUAUGGCUGCUAAUGAGAGCCCAAGUGCUGAGAACUUGAAGAAUAUGCCUUACCUAAAAGCAUGUCUGAAAGAAUCCAUGAGAUUAACACCAUCAGUGCCAUUUACUACUCGCACCAUCGACACGGAAAUGGUUCUGGGAGAUUACGUACUGCCCAAAGGGACUGUACUAGUAAUAAACAGCCAUGCCCUGGGUUGCAAUGAGGAGUACUUUAAUGACUGGACUCAGUUUAAACCAGAGCGCUGGUUUCAGAAGAACUUCAUAAAACCUUUCUCUCAUGUUCCAUUUGGCAUUGGGAAGAGGAUGUGCAUCGGGCGCCGCAUAGCAGAGCUACAGCUUCACUUGGCCCUUUGCUGGCUCAUUCGCAAAUACCAAAUUGUAGCAACUGACAACAAGCCAGUAGAAACGCUCCAUUCAGGAACACUGAUUCCCAGCCGGGAGCUUCCCAUUGCAUUUCGCAGACAAUAA